AUCAUAUGUUCAUUAUUCAAGGCAUAUUUUGUGUUUCAUAACACUAAUAAACUAACUAUUACUGUCUAUUCUACUAAUUAAAAAAAAAAAAAAAAGUCAUACCUACUUCACUUAAUUAAAUACCAUAGGCAAUUGUAAUUAUUAUAAUAAAUUAAUUUGUUAAAACUUAAUAUACAUUUUUGUUGUAUUAACAACUCAAAAUGUUGAGCUUGAAACUUUUUCGCCAAACCAAUUGUAAGUAUAUGUUAUAAUUAUCAUUGUCUUUUUUUGACAUUAUUAUAACCAUAAUUUUAUUUUUUGUAUAUAGGUGCAGUUUCUGUGGCUCAAAGACAGAUGUCAUUUCGUACACUGCCCAAAUGUUUGAAUCAAUUUAACACUGUCACUCAAUUGGGCAAAAAAUCAUUAAUUGUGAGUGUUCUUAACACAAGUAUUAUUCUCUAUUUCAUUUCAUGUUAACUCUUAUAUUUUAAUUUAGAAACCACUUGUAAGUGCUCCGAUUGUUGCUCGUUUUGCUGGUAGUACUGUGGCAGUGAAGAGCGAUAAAAACCAUGCUAGUCUCUGGAGAAGUGAACGUAUUGUUUCUAUAGCACUUCUGGGAUUGUUUCCUGCUGCAAUAUUGUAUUCAUCACCAAUAGUUGAUACUUUAUUAGCAAUAAGUACUAGUAUCCAUAUUUACUGGUAAAAUCAUUAUUUAAAUAUUAUGAUAAUUAAUUUGUAAAUUGUACAAGUACAAAAGAUCCAAAUUGUAUAGCUUAAAUAAAAAAAUUGAAGUACAAUACAAUUUACUAGGUAGUUAAAAUUAAUUUAUAAGAACAGUGAAAACUCUAAGAACUCAAAUUUCAGUUGGUCUAGUUUAUUUUAGAUUCUAAGCGGAGUGAGGAAUGUAUUGGUUUUAUAAUGAUAUUUAUUUUGUUUUUUUAACAACUUUUUUACUAGAAAUUUUGCUCCAAUUUUUAAGUAAAGCAUUUUUUCAGAAAGAAGAUCUAACUGAGGUGGUACUUUGGGUAGUAAUUUUUUGGUUUUUACAUGAAGUUUUCAUAUUAAAUGGGAAAAAACAUAAGAAAUAUUAUUUUCAAAUCGUUAAUAUUAUGGCCUUUUAAAAUAUCUAUAAUCAAACUCCGCUCAGAAUCUUUUUUUUGUUAUCAAAAAUUAAUUGUUGCAUUCAAAUAUGUAUUCAAUUUCCCUCUAUAUCCCACCUUCCCAACUUCUCACCUACAAUAGUGGCUCACCCAUUGUGCAAAUUAUGUCCGUACAUUUUUUAAUUUUAUUUUUGAAUAUUUUUAAUUCCUUAUACCAAUGGAAUAUUUAGUUUUAGAAUCUUGGGUUUGAAUAAUGAUAAAAAUUCUAAAUAGAUUCAAUCACAAAAAAAAGUAUGAUUUUGAAAUAAUUUUGUUUUAGACUAUGUAAAAGUUGAGGUAAAAACUAAUUUAUAAAGGUAUUAUACACUGUACAAUAAUAAUUGUAAUAUUUGAAUACAUUUAGAUUAAAAUAUAUUGUAUUUAUUUGUGAAUUACUUGAAAAACUAAAAAUAUUAUGUUAUGUUAAUAUUAAUUUUCUUUUUUCUUUAAAGGGGUAUGGAAGCAUUAGUAGUUGACUACUUACGUGUACCAGUGGUAGGACAGCUUGCUAAUAAAGCUGGUCAUGUAGCAAUUACACUUCUUGCAAUUGUUACUUUAGCUGGAUUUUUGCAAGUCACUUUUAUGGGCGAUGGUCUUGGCAAUGCUUUGGUUCAAUUAUGGAAAUUGUAAUAUUACUUAAAUGUAUUUAAUUCUAUUCUCUUGUAGUAAAACAUGUACAUAUUAUUUUAAAUAUUCUUUUCUCCAUUAAUUUGUGUUGUAUGUAAACAAAAUAAAAUGAUUGUUAUUACAGUUACUUAAUUUAAUGUUUAUAAAUAUUUUAACUGAUGAUAGUUAAUAUAUAUAUAUAUAUAAUAUUGUAUGGUUUAUAUUUAAUUAAACCUAUAAUAUUGUAGUUGCACAGACAUUAAAAUAGAAAAUUAAGCUUAAAAGAAGUAAACAAUUGUUGGUUUAGAAUGAAAAAAUAAUAAAAACGUAUGUAUACAAACAAAUAA
Molecule: messenger RNA, 2071 nt
Organism: Cinara cedri
Lineage: Eukaryota; Metazoa; Arthropoda; Insecta; Hemiptera; Aphididae
Source: the annotation of a GenBank genome assembly